This is a messenger RNA of Leptomonas pyrrhocoris, 370 nucleotides long. RefSeq names its product small nuclear ribonucleoprotein SmD2. Gene Ontology annotation, biological process: spliceosomal snRNP assembly; RNA splicing. Gene Ontology annotation, molecular function: RNA binding. The transcript has a single exon. Lineage: Eukaryota; Euglenozoa; Kinetoplastea; Trypanosomatida; Trypanosomatidae. Bases 59 to 370 code for a protein of 103 amino acids. Gene Ontology annotation, cellular component: U2 snRNP; U5 snRNP; U1 snRNP. The record is from RefSeq and is a predicted model, not a curated record.
AGUUGCUUCUCAACUCUUCAGUUUGCAGUUGACCUCACGUACGCAGUGAGUUAUUCCAAUGGAUACCGAGCAGCCGAAAAAAGUGCCACGCACCGAGACGAAGACGAAGGACCUUCUACGCACCACCGUGUCCGAUGGACCCUUCAGCCUCUUAGACACUGCCAUGAAGGAGAAGAAGCGCGUGUUCAUUCAGUGUCGUAACAGCAAGGCACUCUUGGCGCACGUCAUUGCAUUUGACAAGCACUUCAACCUUGUGCUGAAGGGCGUUCAGGAGAUUACGGAGAGCCAGGGCUCCGAGCAAAAGCAACGCACCAUUGAGAACCUCUUUCUCCGCGGCGAGUCCGUCAUCUUCAUUGUGAAGCUGCCGUAG